This is a messenger RNA of Clonostachys rhizophaga, 1689 nucleotides long. The record is from the annotation of a GenBank genome assembly. Lineage: Eukaryota; Fungi; Ascomycota; Sordariomycetes; Hypocreales; Bionectriaceae.
AUGUUGUUCAAGAGUAGCAGCCCAGAUAUUGACUUGCCCAAAGACCUCCCUGUGUGGACUUGGCUCUUCGCGUCUCCCCAUUCACCGCUUGCCAGAAUCCCCAGCAAGGAUAUCAGAGGCUUCACAGAUGCCAUAACCGGAGAACAUAUUAGCUACAGCGAUGUCAAAUCACACACCACACACGUCUCGACUGCAUUAGUCAAGGACUACGGCCUCAGAGAGGGAGAUGUGGCCAUCGUGUUCUCACGCAAUACAAUCUGGUAUCCCGUAGCUGUUCUCGCUGCCGCGCGCGUCGGUGCUGUGGCUUGCGGAGUGUCUCCAGAAUACAACGUCGAUGAACUCACAUACAGCCUCAAGCUCAGCAAAGCCAAGUUCAUCUUCACCACCGAAGGGGGCCUGGAGAGAGCCUACGCGGCAGCAUCAAACGCAGGAGUCGCACAUGACCAUGUGUUUCUGCUGGAGACGAGCACCAAGGUCGGUAAGACGAGCCUUCAGGACCUGACACGACGCGGGCAGCAAUACGGCGAUGGCGGCCAGGUCACCCCGUUUAAGCUACCAGCCGGCAAGACGAAUGGCCAAGUCUGCGCCUACCUUGGCUUCAGCAGCGGGACGACGGGUCUGCCCAAGGCCGUGAUGAUCUCCCACGGAAAUGUGAUUGCGCAGUGCCUCCAGAUUCAGCAGAUCACACCUCCAUCGCACGACAAAGGCCUCGCGGCGCUUCCAUUCUAUCACAUCACCGGCAUUGUUCAUCAACUGCACCUGCCUAUACUUCUGAAUGCCAACACCUACGUCUUGACAAGGUUUACAAUGGAGGGAUUUCUCAAGGCUGUGCAGGACUACAAAAUUAAAGAAUUGCUGCUGGUACCGCCCAUCAUCAUUCGCCUGGUUCGAUCACCAGAGCUGGUUAGGAGCUUUGACUUGAAGCACGUCACGCGCUUCUCGUCGGGCGCCGCGCCAUUAUCUCAGGAAGUUCUGGCUCUACUGCAGCGACAAUUCCCCGGCACGGGCUUCAAACAGGGCUACGGCAUGACCGAGUCGUGCUCUUGCAUCACCGCACACCCGCCGGAGAAGUACGACUACAAGUACGCUCACAGGGUCGGCGCCGUUGUCGCUUCGACCGAGGUCAAGGUCGUCGAUCCGGAGACGGGGAGGCAGUGCGGCGUGGGCGAGACGGGCGAGAUCUGGGCUCGCGGGCCGCAGAUCACGAUGGGGUACUUGGACAAUCCCAAGGCGACGGCGGAGACGUACGACGAGGACGGGUUCCUACACACGGGGGACAUGGGGCACUUCGACGAGGAGGGUCUACUGUCAAUCACGGACCGGCUGAAGGAAAUGGUCAAGGUGAAGGGGAUUGGGGUCGCGCCGGCCGAGCUCGAGAAUCUGCUGCUGGGACACCCGAUUGUCAACGAUGCUGCGGUGUGCGGGAUACAGGACGAGCGGGCGGGGGAGCGGCCCAAGGCGUUUGUUGUGUUGGCCAAGUCUGCAGCGUCGGAGCCAGAGCGUGCAGCGCUGGAGCUGAUUGAUUUUUCCAAAGCGAAGACGGCGAGGCACAAAUGGAUUGCGGAGGUGGAGAUUGUCAAGGAGAUACCGAAGAGCCCGUCGGGCAAGAUUCUUCGACGGAAGCUUCGCCAGGCCCCUGGGAAGAGCGGGAACGUGAUUGUUCGCGAUGAUUUGCGAGCGCGGUUCUGA